Messenger RNA from Xyrichtys novacula (pearly razorfish), 1266 nucleotides. The record is from the annotation of a GenBank genome assembly. NCBI's taxonomy places the organism in Eukaryota, Metazoa, Chordata, Actinopteri, Labriformes, Labridae.
AUGGCCCGGCUCCUGGCGUCUCUAGGACUCUUCAUCAGGGUGAACGCCUUCUUCUUCCUGCUCCUCUGUUACCUCCUCUUCAUCCUGCUGGGAGCCAUUGUCUUCUCGGCUGUGGAGCAGCCGAUGGAGGAGGAGCUGAGAGCAGAGGUGGAGGAGGUGUGGAGCUCCUUCCUGCGGGAGAACCCGUGUGUGGAGGAGGAGAAGCUGAAGGAUGUGCUAAGGGGGACUCUGUCUGCUUACCAAAGGGAUGUUCCUGUCCUGAAAGAGGAAGAGGAGGAGGGACACAGCGGCUUCACCUCGUCUCUGUACUUUGUCAUCGUUACUCUCACCACCAUGGGUAAGAUUACAGAAACACUAAACAGAGCUGCGACACCUGAUUGUUAAUAUUCAGAUUCUACAAAUACAUAGUCAUCCAAAUUGAAAAAAGCUCUAAUUCACUCCUCAGUAACAUCUUCCUCCCUCUCCUCCUCCUCCUCCUCAGGCUCUGACUCUUACACCCCCAAAUCAGACGAGGCCAAACUCUUCUGUAUCUUCUACUGCACCCUGGGGAUCCCCCUCACUCUCUUCCUCCUCACCCUCUCCUCUAAUCUCCUCCUCCCAAUCCUCACUCAUGCACCCAUCCACUACCUGCACACUCUGUGGGGUCUACCUCACGCCCAGGCCGCCCUCCUCCACGCUGUCUUCCUCUUUUUGCUCGUCCUCUGCCUCCUCUUCCUCGUCCCCGCCCUCCUGGUGUUCCUUUUGGAGCCAAAUUGGAGCUUCCUAGACUCCCUCUUCUUCUGCUUCCUCACUCUGAGCACCGUCGGUCAGGGGGGAGACGCUCUGGGGAGGACGUGGAGUUCAGGGGCAAAGGAGACGCUGGAGCUCCUCACCACAUGUAAGUGAUGUGAUGAAGAGUUCCUGCAUGAGUCAAUACAGUUGUUUAGAGGAUAAAGUCCAGUACAGAAGUGAUUAAGAGACUGGUGUGUGUCCUCAGGUUACCUGGUGGUGGGUCUGGUGGUCCUCCUAACCUGUAAGGACACCCUCCUGCAGGUUCCUCAGGUGUGUGCGGUGCUGAGGCUCCUCUCUGGUCCUCAGUACUCUGAACUAGAAGGUUUCCAUCUGAAUGAGCUGACCCUGAAUGACUGUGAGGAGGAGCCCCAGUACUCCCAGUCCAUCUGCACCAUCUCCUCCACCCCGCUGCACCUGUCAGGUCCCAGUCCAGACAACCAGACCACUGACAUAGACCUGCACAGAACUAGGACCACAGCAGACAAAACCAGCUGA